Messenger RNA from Ichthyophthirius multifiliis, 14753 nucleotides. RefSeq lists its product as hypothetical. The record is from RefSeq and is a predicted model, not a curated record. Gene Ontology annotation, biological process: cilium movement; axonemal central apparatus assembly. Lineage: Eukaryota; Ciliophora; Oligohymenophorea; Hymenostomatida. Gene Ontology annotation, cellular component: axoneme. The annotation marks the transcript as partial. The transcript has 17 exons.
UGUUGGACAUAAAGGAUAAUAUGGACAUGAAUUUUUAGAAUUUGAAAUCAGAAAAGAUGGAAGACUUAGAUAUGCAAAUAAUUCAAAUUACAGAAGUGAUAAAUUAAUAAGAAAAGAAGUUUUUAUUAAUGAUAUUGUAAUAAAAUAAAUCAAAAAAAUAAUUGAUGAAAGUUAAAUAUUAAAAGAAGAUGAUAAAGAUUGGCCUCGUCCAGAUAAGAUUGGAAGAUAAGAAUUAGAAAUUAAGUUAGGAAAAGUCCAUAUAAGCUUUUCAGUAAUUUAAAUAAUAAUUUAUUUUUAUUCUAAUAAUAUUAUAAUAGACAUCUAAAAUAGGAUCAUUAAUAGAUAUUAAAGAAACUAAAGAUGCAGAUGGUUUGAGUGUAUUUUUUUAUUUAGUUUAGGUAAAUAGUAUACUCUUGUAUUUAAUUUUAUUAUUUUUUUAUUAAAAAAGGAUUUAAAAUAAUUGGUUUUUUCGCUUGUAAGUUUACAUUUUAGAAAAAAAAAAAAUGUAGUAGUCAUUUGGAAAAGGCAAUAUAUAAAACAUAUAACAUUUAGCAAAAGCAGCAUAAAAAGUGCCUGCAAAACUUACUCCAAGUGAAUUAGUACAAAAAUUAUUAAGCGGAAACAUAUUGGAAGAUUUUUACAAGAAGCCUUAAAUAAAGAAAUUUUUGAAUCUAGCAGAUUAUUCGAUUUAUACAAAUACCGAUAUUCCAAUAGACGAGCCAUUAUUUGAGCCGAUUCCUCAUUUAAUCUAAUUCACUGAUUAUGAGCCUUUGUAAUUAAAAGAAAAGAUAUUUCGUUUAAGAAACAAAGAUAAAGUAGCCCGAAGAGUUAAAAUAUUAUAACCGGAUUCUCGUUUAUUUUAGGUAAUUCCAGUCACCUAGAAUACAUCUUCUUAAUAUUCUAAAAAUAAAGCCCAAUAACAAUAUGAUCAAUAAACAUACGUUGGAAAUAAAAUAGCUCCAGGGAUGGAAGCUUGUUUCGUAAUAAAAUUUUCUCCAGAAGCAAAAAUAGAUUAUUAAUAUGAAUUAGUUGUAGUUACUGAAAGAGAAUAAUUCAUUGUUCCUAUAUAUGCUAUUGGGAAAAGGGCUAUGAUUGAUUUUCCAGAUGAACUGGAUUUCGGAAAUUGCCCAGUUAAAUAUAUAACUGAAAAACCAAUAAUAAUAAGAAAUUUGGGCGAAAAAACUACUAAAUGGUUUUUGAAUUUACCUUAAGAUUUCCAAGCUGAUAAAAAAGAAGGAGUUUUGGAAUAUGGAAAAAAUGAACAAAUAGUUAUGAAAUUCUUUCCUAAAGAAACCAAACCUUAUAAAAGUGAAGCAGUUUUAAAAUACGAUAAUUUAUAAGCUUUUAUUCCUAUUUAUGGAGUUGCGUAAAAUCAUCUUGUUUAUUUAUCUAAAAACUUAGUUGAAAUGGAUGAAUCUUAUAUAGGUUUAUUGUCUUAGGCAACUGUUUAAAUUAUUAAUAAAUCAGAAGUUAAAGUUGAUUUUGAAUGGAGAGCUUUUGUAACAGAAAAAGAAGAAUAAGAAAAAAAAAAUAGAUUAAAAGAAUAGCUCUAAUAAGAAGAAGCAGAAGAAAAAAUGCUUUUGAAAGAAAUUGUAAAUAAUGAAGUUAAUAAUGGAGAUUAUGAAGUUGAAAACAAUAUUAAUUCCGAAGAAGAAGAUGAUGAAGAAGAUAGAGAUGAGAAAGCUAUUAUUUAAAAAAGAUAAAAAAAAGCUGAAUUAACGUUAGCUCGAAAAUAUAGAGAUAUUAGAAAAGCUAUUGAAGAUGAUUUAUUAUUAUUUUAAGAUGAUAUUUUUUCAAUAGAGCCUAUUCAAGGAUAAAUUUGGGCUAAUUCAGAAAUGACUAUAACUUUAACUUUCAAGCCUAAAGGUUCCCACACGUAUAAGUGUCCUGCUUACUGUAAUAUUUCUUGUAUUUAAGAUAGAUUAUCAUUAUAAUUAUAAGGGGUUGGUAUAGGACCUUAAGCGAGUUUAAACUAAAAUGAAAUAAACUUAGGCGAUCCCUUUGUAAAUGAAGUAAUUAAUGUAGUUAUAAUGAUAGAAAAUGAAGGCGAAAUAGAAUGUAAAUAUGAGUUAUUACCAAAUGAACGUCAUUUCGGUAAAAUGUUUAAGUUUAUGCCUGAAAUGAGUACAUUAAAAGUUGGAGAGAAACAAGAAAUUCGUGUUUAAUUUAAAAGUUCUAAACCAGGGGAAUUCAAAGAAACAUUUCGUUGGAGAUUAGAAGGCUCUGUAAAUUUUCUUUCUGCACUAUUUAUAGGGCAUAUAAGAGCUCCGUAAUUUGAGUUUGAUCGCGAAGUAAUUGACUUUGGAAAAGUUUCAUUUAAUUUCCCUUAAGAAUAAACUCUUAAAUUAAUAAACAAGUCAACAGUACCUUUUGAUUAUAAUUUAAGAAUUCCGGGAGAUGGAAAAAUGAAAGAAAAAGAAUUUCAUAUAGAAAAGGCUAAUAGGACAAUAGCACCAGGUGAAACAAUUGAUAUAAAUAUUGUCUUUACACCUAGAUAUACAAAAAAAUAUGAAAUGGUUCUUACUAUUGAUAUUGAAGGGGUGGCUUAGGAUAUGAAAUGCCUAACUAUUAAAGCAGAAUCAGAAGUUCCUUAAGUUGAGUUGAAACCUAAAGAUAGAUUAGAUUUCGGAGAAAUAUUCCUUAAACAUAGAGAUAUUUAAGUUGUUUAAUUAAUUAAUAAUUCCAAUUUGUAGGCUAAGUUUGAAGUUUAAGAAUAAAAAGUGGAAAGUAAAAUUCUCGCUUCUUAUGAAGUAGAACCUUCUUCUGGAAUUAUAAAACCUGGAGAAGUUUUUACUAUUUAAGUAAAAUUAGUUACUAAUAGAUUAGGAGAUAUUACACUUCCUUUAGCUAUUGUUAUUAUUGGAAGUAAUAAUAAUUUACCUUAAAUUAUUAAUAUUAUAGCUUAAUCUGUUGGUCCUAAAGUUCUUGUUGGUGAAUAAUUAAGAGAAAUAGAUUUCGGAAAUGUUUAAGUUUUACAAGAAUAUUCUUAGAAAAUUACAAUUACUAAUCGUUCUAAAAUAGAGGCAGACUAUAGAGCAUUUACAAAAAAUAAAGUUUCAAUAUUUAAACCAAUAUAAAAAUAUGGUAUAUUAAAACCUGAAGAAAGUAUGGAUGUAGAAAUUAUAUGUUGUGCAGACGAUUCUAUAAAAUUCUAAGAUAUGCUACAUUUUGUAAUAAAAGAUGGAAUGGAUAUUGAUGUAGUAUUAAAAGCAAAGGGAGUAGGUUCAACGAUAUUUUGCAAAGAUGACAUAACAAAUGUUAAUUUUAAAACUUUAUAUACACACCAUGCUGAAUAUUAGGAAAUAUUUGUGGAAAAUAAAGGCAGAAAACCCUAAAAACUAACCUGGUAACGAAAAAUAGAAAAAAAGAAAUUUUUCCCAAUAGAUGAGAAAUCCCAAUUGUUAAAAAGUAAAAUGGAAAACACUUCACAAAACUAAUAAUAACCAUAAGAAGAGAACCAUUUAUUUAAUAUAGCACCUGAAAGUGUUACUUUACCAGCUAAGCAUGGAAUAAUGUUUUAAUUCAGAGCAUAUGCUGUCAAAACAGGAAAGUUUUAAGAAUAAUUUAUACUAAAUUCAGUAAUAGGAAAUGAUAGAAAAUCCCAUUAACUAUAUUAAACAACAAUUGAGGGAGAAUUUAUAAGGCCCACUUUAAAAUUUAAUGAAAAAAAGAUUUAUUUUAAAUAUAUUUGGGAGAAAAAUGUUCCCUUUAUGCAAAUAUCAAAGGACUUAGAAAUUACCUGCAUUUCAAUUUUAAAGACAAAUUUCAUGUUAAAAACAAUUCCUCCAUUUUCAAUAAAUAAAGAAAAAGUAUAACUUUCUUAUGGAGAAAAGGAAAUAAUAAGAGUAGAUUUCGAUCCGGGAUAUAAAGUCGAUAGAGUUUCAGGCGAAUAAUUAGGUAAAUUAACAAUUACACAUUAAGAUCAUCCACAUAAAGACACUAUUGAUUUAGUAGGAGAAGUUUGCUUCCCUAAUAUAAAAUUGGAAUAAACAAGCAUUAAUUUUGGAGCAAUACUCAAUGAAACAUCCAAAAAAAUGCUUGUAAAUAUGCAAAAUACAUCUGAAAUGAGCUUAUAUUAUGAUUGGACUUUUCUUGAAGAUGAGUUGAAAUACAAUAAAUAGGAUGGAAUAUUAACAAUCCCUAUAAAUGAAGUAUUUGAUAUUUUACCACUUUCCGGAUAUUUAGAAGCAGGAGAAACAUAGUAAGUAGAAUUUGUAUAUAAUGCUUAUGCAGGUUAAAAGUUUUAAACUACAGCAGUUUGCCAUGUUGAAGGAGGCCCGAAAUAUGAAGUAGUUUUAAUUGGAGAUUCUUCUUUAAUUGUUUAUAAAUUAUCUAUUUAAUAAAUAGAUUUCGGAGAUGUUAGAUUCUGUGAUUGGGUAACAAAAGAUUUUUUGAUUGAAAAUAAUGGAAAGGUUACUUUCGAGUACAAAAUCUUACUUGAUAAUGUCAAAAGAAAAAAUUUUGUGGAAUGCAGUAGUUUACAAGGAAGAAUUCUUGGUGGAGAAAAAUAAAAAAUUAGUGUUAGAAUAUGCCCUGCCAUGCCUAGUGAAUUCAAAGAAAUUAUUUAAGUCUAAAUAGGAUAUUUUGAGCCUGAAAAUAUUGUUUUAACAGCUAAAGCUUUUUAUUCGGCUAUUUUAGUUAACCUUGAUAAACAUCAGACUGAAUAAUAUAUUGCUAAAUACUAGGAAGAAUUUGAAAAGAAAAAAAAUGAAAGAGAAGCUUAACUAAAAAGAGCUUAACUAAUUGCUAAGGCUUAAGAAAAAACUCAUUCAAAUUCAUUUUCUUAAAUAAAGUCUAUCGAAUAAAUUGAAAACGAAAUAAUUAAAGAAUUAGACAGAUAAUUAUAUUGUUAAUUAAUCUAAGAAGCACUUGAACAAUAAUAUUUAAAUAAUUUGAUUUCCGAAUAGCCAAUAAUAAAUAAAACUAUAUUAGAUAAAUAGCCUUGUGUAGAGUCUAAAUUAUAUGAAAGAAUAACAUUAAAUACAUUUAUAUGCGAUUUUGGAAAUGUAGUAAUAAAUUCUCCAAAGAGCAAAACGAUAAAAAUUGUAAAUGCAUCCUCAUAACCUAUAGAAUUACUUUUCGAUACAAAACUAGCCCGCUUAAACGGUUUUACAAUGCCCGAAAGACCUCCCAAAAUUCCCGGAAAUUCCGAUUUAUAAAUAAAGGUAAGCUAUAUAGUAAAAAAUAAAGUAUAAUAUGGGAAAAAUAAAUGCUUGGUACCUUUCGAAGUAAAGAAUGGUGCCCAUUAUGCAUUAGAAUUAAUAUCAAAUAUAACUAUUCCUGAAAUAACAUUAGAUAACAAUCAAGAAGAUAUGGUGGAUUUCGGAAAAGUGAUAUGUGGACAAAGAAAGACAAUAUACUUAAGAUUUGUAAAUUUGAAAGAAAUUCCUUGUAUAUGGUCACUUAACACUCGCCCUGAUAUUUCAUAAAACUCAAAAAAAGAAGACCAAAAAUUUAUUAUUAAUCCUUCUAAUGGUAUUAUAGCUUCCGGCCAAAAAUAAAUAGUGUAGCUAAGUUUUGCUCCUUCUGCUGAAAAAAAUUAUUAAUGGAAAUUCACAAUCAAUAUACAGGAAAACCCUAAAAAUUUUGUUAUUAAUAUGAUAGGGAGUGGAGUUUAAGUUAAUUUAGAUAUAAAUAAUUCUGUUUGUAUUGGACCAGUUUUACCUUACGAUUAAUUUGCUUAUUAGAUUGUGGAAAUAAAAAAUAAUACUUAGUAUGAAACUGAAUUAUAUUCGUUAGAUUUCGAUAAAAUGUAUUUAAAUGAUGAAGAGAUUUUAUAAAACUAUGAAAACUUCGAUAAUUAAGAUACAGUUUUUGAAUAAAUAAGAUAGCCAGGAGGUCUAUUUUGGGAAAAUAUUAAAGAAAGUGUCGAAAAAAAGAAAAAAGCAAACUAAAUUAAACAAAAAAUCGAACAAAAUGAAAAUUUGACUGAAUAAGAAAGGGAAAAUCUUUAAAAAGAAUACGAAAAAUUAACACAAGUUGAGAAAAUCAAUGAAUAUCCAGAAAAAGUAGAAGACAUAAAUUUACAUCAUAUAAUAGUCUUAGGGCAUACCUCUUGUGGGAAAACUUAAAGCGUGAAAUUUAUAGCUUAAGAAUAUAGAAAAUAUAUAUUUGAUCUGGAUGAAUGUAUUAAAUUUUGUAUUUAAAAAUAAACCGAAGGUGGUCUUUUAGCCGAAUAAUAUUUGAACGAAAAACAAUUGGAAUUAGAAAAUAUUAAUAACGAAAGGGAGAAACUAAAAAAAAAAGCAGGAAAAAAAGCGCCUGAAUUAGAAAAUAAAUGGGGACCUGUAAACGAAGCUUAAUUCUUAUAUCUUCCUGAAGAUAUUUUUGUUUAAUGUAUUAAAGAUAGAAUGAAAGAGCGUGAUUGUAAUGCAGGUAUUAUUUUUGAUGGAUUAUAAACUAAGUAUUCCAGUUCUUAAUUAUUCACUCUUAAAGUUUUAAUGAAUGCCUUUGGAAAUUAAAAAAUUCAAAUGCUUGUUUUCUAACCUUAAGUUGAUGAUGAAGGACUUGAAAUCUGGAAACUGAUUGAAUGGCCUGGAAUGUAAGAUUUAAUUAAAAAUGAGGAAAAUGUUUAAAUUAGAGAUUAGGCUAGUUCUAUUAAUACUAAAAAAACAAAUAAUAAUAAUGAAAAUAAAAAAAAUAAUAAUAAUGAAAAUAUAAACAAAAAAUAGUAAUAAUAACAAAAAAAAGUUUCUAAAUAAAAAGUUCAUAUCAAUUAAAAAAGCAACCAAUAAUAAGACCAUUAAUAAUAAUUAUAAUAUAAAAAAGAAGAAGAAUUACAAGAAGAUGAAUAAGAUCUUUUUGAUAUUUUCCUUCCUAAGCCUUAUAAUACUUAAGAAGAAAAAGAAAAAGAUUUAAAAAUACUAAAUGAAUUAAUUAAAUUAUUCUAAAAUAAAUACACUGAAAAAAUAGAACAUCCAAUCAAUUUAUAUCCUGUAUUUGAGGAAGGAAAAAAAGAAGAAAAAAAACCAAUCAAAAAGGAUGCCAAAGGAAAGCCUAUAAUUGAAGAAGAACCUGAAAUUCCUUAAUAAGUUCCAAUUGAUUAUACUUAAACUUUAAUGAAAGGCCCAAGGGAAAUAACAUAUAUUCCCUUUCAUUUUAAUAUUUAAUAAUUACAAAAAACAUGCUUAGAGCUAGUUUAACCUCCUAUAUAUCCUGACGUUAAUACUUUACCUAUUCCAGAACCUAUUUUUCAUUAAAUACUUACAAAGCCAACUAGAAAUAUUCUUAAGAAAAAAACUGAAAUUGAAAAAAGUUCAACAAUUAAAUAUUUUUAGAUUCUCACUCCUAUUAAUAAAAUGUUUAAAUAAUAACAUAUACAAUUGUAAGAAGAAGAAUAAAUUCAACACGAAGAAACUAGCAAACUUUCAGAAGAAAUAUAAAUAUAAAACUAACAAUAACAGCAAACCUAAUAAUAAUAAUCAUUAAAUACUUCAACAUUAAAACGUGAAAAAUCUUUUUUAGGUUAUUCAAGCUAAACUAAUAAUAAUAACAUAACUUAAAUAACAUAACCAAAUAUCGAAUUCAAACCAUAAGAUUUAACUGAUAAACCUACAAGAUGGAUAAUUCCUGCUAAUUAAACAUUAUUAUUAGUGAUAAGAUUUUUCACAAAAAGCGUCGGCACAUACGAAGGGAAGUUAGAAUUCGAGAAUUUCUAUUCGAAUAAGCGUUAUGUGAUAAAUAUAAAAGGAAUAGCCGAUUUUCCCACUAUAUCAUAACUUUCGAAAAACAUAUACUGGUAAAUUAAAAAAAACAGACCUCCUAAUCCUCCAGAAAGCUAUCUAUAAAAGUAUUAUAUUCAAAAUGAAAAUAUAUUUGAUUUCGGACCUUUACUUAUAGGUAAAAAUCCCGAAAAAAGAAACGAAAUCAGAAAUAUUAAUUCAUGUACUUUUAGAAUUUCAAACUAAGGAAAAUUCGAUACUUAAUUGUAAUUUUAACUUAUGUCUUCUAUAAAAGAUUAAAAUGAUCCUGAAUAUAAAAAAGGAAUUUUUUGGAUUGAACCUGAAAUUCUCUUUAUUGCAAAAAAUGAUGUUCCUUAAGAAAUUAGAGUUUGGGCGAUUCCUGAAUAGCCUAUUAAAUAUAAAGAAGACAUAAUAAUAAUGAUAUAAGAUAAUCCUUUACCUGUAAUACUGCCUUUGUAAUGUACAGGAUCAAAGCCUUAUGUGACAAUUGAAGAAGGAGAUCCAAUUAAAUUCGAAAGAUUAUUAUUAAAUUAAUAAGCUAAAAAGCAAAUUAGAAUAAAAAACAAUGGAUAAAUACCUUGCAUAUGGAAAAUAACAGGAAUAAAUUAGCUACCAGAAGAAUUUAGUUUUACCAAUACCGAAGGAGAGCUAAAACCUUGUCAAGAAAGUAUAAUUUAUGUAAACUUUAAAGCUAUUAAAUAAGAGAAGUUUUCUCAUUAAAUAAAUUUAGAAGUCUAAGAUUGUGAAGGACUAGACAUAAAAUAAGAAACGAAAAGUAUACUUGUAGAAGCAGAAGCCUUCGAUAUUAGUGUAGAAUUAAAAUUUCCAGAAAAUAAUUAAGAGAAUAUGCUAGAUUUCGGAGCUGUAAGAGUUUCAGAUGUUAAAGAUUGUCUGUUUUCAGUUAAAAAUAUAGGACUUUAUUAGGUCUAGUUUUGUUUUGUGAUGAAGAAAAAAAUAUUCAAGGAAAAUUUUAAAAUAGAACCUAUGAAAGUCUCUUUAUAACCUGGACAAGAAAAAUAAAUUAUGGUCAGAUUUAUGUCUUAAAAUGAAAUUAAAUUAAAUACAAAUAAUUCUACUACAGACAUAAUUAUGGAAAUUUUAGAAGGUAAAACGCUCGAAUUAUAUAAACCAGUACCAAUAAAUGUAAAAGUGAAUGCUGUUUUUAGCAAAUAUACUAUUUUGCCUUUAAAAAAUAUUAAUUUUGGCCCUAUUUAAUUUAAUGAUAGUAAAACACUCUCUUUCGAAAUCAAAAAUGAAGGUCUUUUUGAGUAUAAUUAUACAAUUUUUAAUUACUAUGAUGAGGAUUUUAGAAAAUAAUUAUUAGAUGAAUAAAAUAAAGAAAAAGAAGCCAGAUUAUAAGCCGCUUUAGCAUCUACUGGUACAGAAAAUAAAGACCCUAAAAAAAAUGCGAAAAAAGAAGCUCCUAAAUAAGACAAAAAAGGAAAAGGAGGAAAAAACUAAGGUAUUGAAGGAUAAUUAAAAAUAGGAUAAUGGACAAUAAAUAAUAGUAAAGGAACUAUACCUAGUGAUAGUUCUGCCAUAAUAGAAGUAUAAUUUACAGGAAAUUCAUAAAGAUUAUAUGUACAGAAAAUAGCUAUUGAUAUUACUUGUAGAGACCCAGAAGAUCAACCUAAAGGUAUUUUAUAUGAAUUAAUAGGAGAAAGUUGUAUUCCUGGCAUUAAUUGUGAAAAUUUCGAAACAAUUUUCGAAGAAUAAAUCAUUGUCGCAUCUUAAAACUAGAAUUAAAAUAUUACUUCAAUGAUUAAUUCUAAUGUUUUCUUUUAUGAAGAAAAAACCUUCUUUUUUGGUACUUUAGUCCCUUCUUAACAUCCAGACGGAAUUUGUGAAAAAUUCAAAAUUAUUAAUCCUAAUAAGAUACCUUGUAAUGUCAAAUUUGAUGUCCGAAAAAGAAAUCCAAAUUCAACUGAACCAUUUGCAUUUGAAAUAGCAUAAAAGUAGGCCAAGAUAUAUCCUCAUGAACAUACUUAUGUGAAAAUUCUAUUCAAGCCAACAAUAAUGGCUUAAUAUAAUGGUAUUUUUGAAGCUAUAGUUGAAAAUGGUGAGCAAAAUCCUCGUACACAUAAACUUAUUUUUGAUUUAAGAGGAGAAGGAGCAAUGCCUACAAUAAAAUUAGAAAAACCAAAAGAAUGGUUUAAUGAUUCAACACCACUGUUGAAGUUUCCCAAAGUUCGCAUAGAUAAAAGUUGUGUACUUCCAAUUGUAUUAAAAAAUGAUGGAAAAAUAGCUGCAACAGUAAAAUGGGAUUUAGUAAUGAACGAAAAUUUCAAAUUCUAAGAUUAAUUAAGUUAUACUUUAACGCAUAAAACUUACAAAUCAUUCAACAUAGAAUUCAAACCAAAAUAAGCAGGAGUAAAAUAAUGGUAAAUAGCAAUGUAAACAUUAAUGAAUCCUUACGAAAUUACAAGAUUUAUGAUUUAAGGAGAAGGCUUUUACGAAGACAUAGUAUUUGAAAAUUUGCCCAAUGAAGCAGAAGAAGAAAUAAAUUUCAACGACUAAAUAAUUGGAAAAAAAACUUAAGUCGGAUUUUAAAUAAAAAGUAAUAAAAACGUUCCUAUAAAAUUCACUUGGAAUACUUAAGGAAACGAAGAUUUUUCAUUUAUACCCAAAACAGGUCAUAUUCCUGCUCUAGGAAGUAAAUUCAUCAAUAUAAUUUAUAAGGCAAACAAAACUGUAACUUAUAAAAAUAUUCCUUUAAUCCUUGAAACUAAACAAAUUAAAUAAAAUUCUGAUAAAUUUAUUGAUUGGGAUGAUUCUAUGACUAACAUUAAAUACGUCACUUAAAAAGAAUAUGAAUGGUGGAUUAAAAAAAAAAAAGAAGAAGAAGAAUUAAGAAAAUAAGAAGAAGAAGAAAACAAACUUAAAAAACCAGGUAAAAAAGCUGAUAAAAAGCCCCUUAAAAAACUCUAAGAAGAAUCUGAUAAGGAAGAUAAACCUCCUGCACCCCUUCCUGGAGAAAUAGCAAAUAUUUAAUUCGAAGAACCUAUAUAAGAACCUGAAUGUUAAAUUAUUGAAAAAACAGAAACUAAUGUGACUUUAAAAACUUCUGCGAUUUCAGAUUAUGCGAAAUAUGAAGUCGAUACAAGAGAAAUUUUCUUCAAACCUACUUUGAUUUAUACCUCAAGGACUCAUACUUUUAAAGUUAAAAAUACAUCUCUCAUAAAUAUUAAAUACUCCUGUAAAAUAAUCUCCCAUAUAAACGAUAUUGGAUAAAUAGAUUCUGGUUUCUUUUAUGUGACACCAAAAUAAGGAAUAUUAGCACCUAAUUGUGAUGAAUAAUUUACAGUAAAGUUUUCCCCAACAGAAGUAGAAGAAAACAAUGAAAGAUUCGUUAUAAUAACUAUAGAAAACUUAGACUAAAUCAUAUAGCCUCUUGUAAUAUAAUUAAACGGUGAAGCAGAACGUCCUGUAUGCCAUUUCGAAUUAUAACCAAAUAAAUAUAGGGAAAAAAAGCAAGAUCUUGAUUAAUCAUACAGCAUAAUAGAAUUUGAAAGUCUAGGAACUCGAGUAAAGAAUACUAAGAAAUUUUAUGUAGUUAAUCCUACAUCUGUAGGAUAUGAAUUCGAAUGGAAAAAACUCGAAGAAUAUAAACUACCCGCAGGUGCAAAUACACUAAACGACACUUUUUUCAGAUGCUUAACUUAAAAAGGAGUAAUUCUAAGCGGAAAGAAAUUCGAAAUGGUAUUUGAAUAUACACCUGAUAUAGUUGGAACUCACGAAUCAUAUUGGUAUUUUGAAAUUUCUUCAUAAAAAAUAACCCAAAACUUCCUAAUUGUAGGAUCUGUAAUUGAACCCAAUGUAUUCUUUGAUGUUGGAAAAGUAAACUUUGGCCCUUUAUUAUUAGGAGGUAAAAACAAUGAAACUGUAAAAAUUAUAAAUAUAGAAAAUGUACCUAUGUUCUUUUCUUUUGAAAGAGACACAAUAAAAGGAGAUCCGGAAUAUGCUGAUUCCUUAUAAGUAAGCCCUAUAUAAGGAACAAUAAAUGCUAAUUCAGAUAUAAAUAUAGAAAUUUGCUUUACGCCUAAAGUAGAGACUUCCUUUAAUUAUAAUUUGUUGUGUAACGUAAAAAGAAAAAGUAGACCCAUAUCUUUAAAUGUGAAAGGAAUAGGAUAUAUUUUACAUCAUUCCGUAUCUUUAUAAUAAAUUCCUGGAACUAUAUUAGACCAUACAUAAGCUCAUCUGUUAAAUCUAGGAGAUAUUUAUGUAAAUGAAAAAAGAUCUAAAAUUAUUCAAGUCGAAAAUUCUGGAGAAUUCAACUUUGAUUUCUCAAUAAAAAAAUCCUAAUAACAUCUCUAAUACAUAUAGAUAAUUCCUGAAAACGGUACUGUGAAACAAAACGAUAAAUUCCUUAUUGAAGUUAAAUUUGCACCUUUACAAGAAAUAAAACUUAACAAUAAAACAUCAUUCAUGCUUUAAAUUUCUAGUGGCCCUUCUUACUAAUUUAUACUUUAAGGAACUGCUCGUAAACCAGGAGUUGAACUUUCGUUUUUCUCCUACGAUUUCGGACCAUAAUAUGUAUUAAAAUAACCUCUUCCAAUAACAGUAUAUUUAGAAAUGAGGAACAGAGAUUAAUCAGCAAUGUCAGUAGAAACAGCUUUUGAGAAAACAAAUUAUUUAGAUGUAAUUUUGCCCCCAGGAUAGGUUAUUUUACCUCUCUAAACUGAAACACUUAAAGACAAAAAAGGUAUUAUAUAAGUUCACGAAAAUAAUAUUCUUAAAAUUCCAAUCAUACUAACACCAAGAGAAAGUAAGAAAUAUGAAGAAACAAUCACUUUCGAUAUUAACGGUCUACAUAAAAUUGAUGUAAAAAUACAAGGAGAAGGCAUUCCUCUUAAACUUGAACUAGAAAAUACCCAAGACUAAAAUAUUGAUUUCGGAGUUGCAAGAGUUGGAAGUGAUAAUUAAAAAGUUGUUCGUGUAUUAAAUCUGUCUAAAAAACCAAUAAAUAUAACAUUUGAUUUGAAUGACUAACUAAAAGAAUUCUAAAAAAAUUUCAUUUAUUUAUUUCCUUCUGAAGAAGAAUUUUAAAUACCUUCCAAAGGAUAUAAGGAUGUAGAAAUAUUAUUUCAUCCUUAAACUCGUUUACAUUAAUUUAAACAAGAACUCUUUUAUAAAAUAGUAGAUAAUUAAGAACAAAGAAAGCUUUUGAAUAUAAACGGAGCAUGUCAUGGAGUUGAAAUAAAGCUUACUGAAGAAAAUAUAGGUUUCGGAGUAGUAGUUAUAAACUCUAAAAAAUAGAAAACACUCACAGUAUCUAAUAUGGGAGAUAUAGGUGCAAAAUUCGAAUGGGACUUUUCCUAUUGUUCUAAAUAUUUUACUAUAAAUCCCAUAAAAGGAUUUUUACCUCCCCAUGAAGAUUCCGUUUUUACUAUUAUAUUUCAUCCUGAUGUAGUGGAUAAUGAUAUAAGAUUCACGAAGGUUAGAUGUGAUAUUGAAGGUUCUUAGCCUUUAUAUAUUAAUUUAUUAGGAAAAUGUAUUGCCUAGCCUAUUGAAUAAAUUCUAGAUAUUAAAUUCACAGCUAUGGUGCGUUCUUAAGCUAAACAAAAAGUAACCAUAAAAAAUCCCAUAGCUGAAGCUUGUAGAAUAAAAGUACUUAUUAAUGCUAAUAAUCCUUCUUACACAGGCUAUUUUUAUGGAAAGGAAAUUCUUGAAAUACCUGCAAAUGGAUCUGCAGAUUAUGAAAUUAUAUAUUCUCCAUUAACCAUGACUUCGAACCCUGAAAUUCCUUAAAUAAAAUAAAGCUGUCAUGAAAGCACUUUAUUUUUCCCUUUACCAGAUGGAAAUGCAAUAUUAUAUAACUUAUUUGGAUAUUCCACACCUCCAGCCCCUAUUUAAACUUUUGAUAUAGUAACUAAAGCCAAAAGCACUUAUAUGUAAAUAAUUCCAAUUAAAAAUUGGUUGAAAUAAACUCAAAGAUUUGCAGUAGAAUGGAAAAUGGAAAACCAAGAUCCCACUAUAUUAAUUAACGGCGCUAAUACAUAUGAUGUAGCUGGGGACUCUGUUAAAGAAUACAAACUAAGCAUAUUUUGUUUAAAGUAAACUUCUUCAAAAAUCACCAUUUAAUAUAAAAAUGUUACCACUUUUGAAUUUCUAACUUAUAAAAUUAAUCUAACUGUAUAACCACCUGAUUUCGCAUAAAAAAUAGAAAUGUCGGCAAUAGUAAGAGAAACAAUAAGUAAAUUAAUUACAGUAAUUAAUCCACUCUCGUUUCCUAUUGAUGUUAAAAAAGAAAUGUUUAUAGUAGAAAAUGAUAAUGUAUAUAUAAAUCCUCCUUCAUUUACUAUUCCUCCGAAUUCUGAAUUUGGAUUUGAAAUAGUAUUCAGACCAUUAUUAAUAAAAGAAGAAUAAUCUAAAGUGACAUUAAAUUCGCCUGAAUUAGGAUAAUUUGUAUAUCUUUUAUAAUUGAAAGGAGUAGCAUAAUCAUAAAUAUAAAGAAACGUUACUUUAAAAGCAUCCUUAGGAUCUGACAUAACCUAAACAUUUAAAUUUACUAAUUUCUGUAAAAAAUAAACUACCUAUAUAUGCCGUGUAGAUAAAAUAGGAGCUAAAGUAUAAAAUCCUGUAGAUCCGAAAGCCAAACUUCCUCCAGUUCAAGUUGACUUCUCAGUUGAGCAACCUACUAUUUUGGCUCCUCCUGCUGAAACUUUAGAAGGCAACGAAGUUAGUUUGAAUAUAAAGUUUGAACCUUCAAUGUUAGGUGAAACUUCUGCCAUUUUAUAUAUUACAAGUGCGGAGGGUGGUGAAUAUAAUUGCAUGCUAUAUGGAAUUUCAUAUGCUCCUCAACCUAAAGGUCCAUAUAAAAUCGGAGGAGCUAAAUCAGCUCCUAUAGAAUUCAAAAAUCCUUUCUUUGAACCCUUUGAAUUUAGUUUAAGAAUUGAUAAUCCUAAUUUUAGUUGCAGUGUGAAAAAUCCAGUUAAAAUCGAUGGAAAAAAAAAUCUCAGUAUAAAUAUAGCUUAUAAAUUUUAAUAAGGUACUUCUACAAAUGGAAGAUUAAUUAUUUAAAUGGAAAAAUCCGAUUAUCCACCUUGGGUUUUCUAUUUAUAAGGAGAAUGA